AGUCAGGACGCUCGCGGCCGCCUGAGAGUGCGCGCAUCUCGGCGUCGAGCAUCCGCAGUGACGCGUGGCUCCCGAGCUGCCGCCGACAUGGACCCGGAAGCGGUGGAAGCAUAGCGGCGUGCUCUCCGGCAUUUACACCGAGAGAGAGAGAGAGCGAAAGGGGGGUUCAUGUUCUAUUUUUUUUUAUGAAACAUUGGAAGCAUUUUCUUGUUAAUAAGUGGACAUUUGAGUGUGUUUGUCCUUCGUCGUCAUGGCGAGUGAGUCUCCUGCUCGCAGUCUGGAUGAAAUCGACCUGUCUGCUUUGAGGGAUCCUGCUGGCAUCUUUGAGCUGGUGGAGCUGGUGGGGAAUGGCACCUACGGCCAAGUGUACAAGGGUCGCCAUGUUAAGACGGGGCAACUGGCAGCCAUCAAGGUCAUGGAUGUCACUGGGGAUGAAGAAGAGGAGAUUAAAGCGGAAAUCAACAUGCUGAAGAAGUACAGCCAUCACCGCAACAUCGCCACCUACUACGGAGCGUUCAUCAAGAAGAAUCCUCCUGGAAUGGAUGACCAGCUCUGGUUGGUGAUGGAGUUCUGCGGUGCAGGUUCUGUCACAGACCUGAUCAAGAACACCAAGGGCAACUCUCUAAAAGAAGAAUGGACCGCUUACAUCUGCCGAGAGAUCCUCAGGGGCCUGACUCACCUCCAUCAGCACAAAGUGAUCCAUCGAGACAUCAAAGGCCAGAACGUCCUGCUGACGGAGAACGCCGAGGUCAAACUAGUGGACUUUGGUGUGUCCGCCCAGCUGGACCGGACAGUGGGAAGGCGGAACACCUUCAUCGGGACGCCGUACUGGAUGGCGCCCGAGGUGAUCGCCUGCGACGAGAACCCUGAGGCCACAUACGACUUCAAGAGCGACCUGUGGUCCCUGGGAAUCACCGCCAUUGAGAUGGCGGAAGGAGCGCCACCGCUGUGUGACAUGCACCCCAUGAGGGCCCUCUUCCUCAUCCCUCGGAACCCUGCACCAAGACUCAAGUCCAAGAAAUGGUCCAAGAAGUUCCAGCUGUUCAUAGAAAGCUGCCUGGUGAAAAGUCACGGUCAGAGGCCGAGCACGGAGCAGCUGCUCAAGCAUCCUUUCAUCCGAGAGCUGGCCAACGAGAGGCAGGUGCGCAUCCAGCUCAAGGACCACAUCGACCGCACCAAGAAGAAGCGAGGAGAGCGAGACGAGACGGAGUACGAGUACAGCGGCAGCGAGGAAGAGGACGACGAACGAGACACGGGCGAGCCGAGCUCCAUCAUCAACAUCCCCGGGGAGUCGACCCUGCGCCGGGACUUCCUGCGCCUCCAGCUGGCCAAUAAGGAGCGGACGGAGGCGCAGCGGCGGCAGCAGCUGGAGCAGCAGCAGAACGAGGAGCACAAGCGCCUCCUGCUGGCCGAGAGACAGAAGCGCAUCGAGGAGCAGAAGGAGCAGCGGCGGCGGCUGGAGGAACAGCAGCAGCGUGAGCGCGAGCUGAGGAGACGUUACGAGGAAAUGGAGCAGCUCCGCCGAGAGGAGGAGAGAAGACAUGCUGAGAGAGAGCAGGAGUUUAUCCGUAGGCAGCUGGAAGAGGAGCAGAGACAGUUAGAGAUCCUCCAGCAGCAACUUCUCCAGGAGCAGGCCUUACUGCUGGAGUACAAGCGUAAGCAGGUGGAGGAGCAGCGGCAGGCCGAGCGACUGCAGAGGCAGCUCCACCAGGAGAGAGCCUACCUGGUGUCCCUGCAGCAGCAGCAGGAGGGCAGGCAGGCGGAGAAGAAACAACUUUAUCACUACAAGGAAGUCAUCAAUCCCGCCGACAAACCAGCCUGGGCUAAAGAGGUAGAGGAGAGGUCUAAGCUGAACAGACAGAGUUCUCCAGCACUGCAGCCCAAAUCUUCCAUUUGCAUCUCUGACCCUUCCCUCCCUCCCCGCUCCGAGUCCUUCAGCAGUGGGGGCAUGCAGCCCGCCCGAGCCCCGCCUGUCCACCGUCCCACUGAACCACAGAUGGCCCACUUGAUCCCCGUCAAGACCCAAGUCGGCCCCAUGUCCGGCUCACAGUCUCUGCAGGACCAAACGGCUUCCAACCAGAACGAGGGCGGGGGCUCGCCCAGGCCCGAUAUUCCCCGGCAAAACUCCGACCCGACGUCCGACGCACAAACAUCGCCGCUGGGCGUCGCCGGGAGGGAGGGGCGUGGCGGUCCAGAGAGGGACAGGGAGCGGGACAGAACGGCCUGGCUGAGAGAAGAAGACCUCCCGCCCAAAGUCCGAGAAGCGCAGUCGAUCCCACAAAGGAACAGUUCUGUCUCCCCAGCCAUGGUCAGGAAGAACUCCUCGAAUGGAGGAGUCGGUCCAGGUCCUCGCUCAGGAUCUCACUUCAUACGAGCAAGUAACCCAGACCUGCGACACUCCGAGCUCUCUCUGGACGCCGUGAUGCAAAGAACUUCCUCCAACUCGUCUUCUUCCUCCUCCCCAUCAUCCCAGGGAGGCUCGGUCGAGAGGAGAGGUCCCAACAGACUAGAAGGUUCCUCCUUGGGAGCCAAUCAGGAGGCAAAGUCCAAACAGGAGGAGAGUCGUGAAUCAACCAGACCUAGUCGACCUCCGGACCUCAGCGCUCUGGCCAAGGAACUAAGAGAACUGAGGGUGGAGGAGGGGAGUCGUCCUCCAGUCAAGGUGACGGACUACUCGUCGUCCAGCGAGGAGUCAGAGAGCAGCGACGAGGACGGCGAGACGGUGGGACAGGACGGCACCGUUGCCGUUAGCGACAUCCCCCGCAUCAUGCCGGCUGAGUCUCACAGGGGCCCGGCGGACGACUUCCUGGGGGACGCCCACGCCAACUCCAAGGACGGCACCCUGGUGGUGAGAGAGGCCCACCAGAAGAGGAGGAGAGGCGGCCACGCCGAGAGCAACGGUUUCGCCAGUCACGGUAACCAUGGCAACCUGCCUGACCUGCUGCAACAGAGCAACUCCCCCCCCGCCGCCGCGCCCUCGGCCUUGCAGGAGCUGGGUGACAUGCCACAGUUUGGUUUAGGCGGCUCCAAAGCAUCCUUCACCCCGUUUGUGGACCCCCGUGUCUACCAAACGUCCCCCGGCGAUGAAAAUGAGAACUCAGCCGCAGCCAUGUUUGCCAACGAGCUCCUGAGGCAGGAACAGGCUCGGCUAAACGAAGCCAGGAAGAUCUCGGUGGUCAACGUCAACCCCACCAACAUCCGGCCGCACAGCGACACGCCCGAGAUACGGAAGUACAAGAAGCGGUUCAACUCCGAGAUCCUCUGCGCCGCUCUCUGGGGCGUCAACCUGCUGGUGGGCACGGAGAACGGUCUCAUGCUGCUGGACCGGAGCGGCCAAGGCAAAGUUUACAACCUGAUCACCAGGCGUCGCUUCCUGCAGAUGGACGUGCUGGAGGGCCUCAACGUGCUGGUCACCAUUUCUGGCAAGAAGAACAAGCUGCGUGUUUACUAUUUGUCUUGGCUGAGGAACAGAAUCCUCCACAACGACCCAGAAGUGGAGAAGAAGCAGGGCUGGAUCACAGUGGGGGAACUGGAGGGUUGUGUUCAUUACAAAGUUGUCAAGUAUGAGAGGAUCAAGUUCCUGGUGAUUGCUCUAAAGAACUCCGUGGAAAUCUACGCCUGGGCGCCCAAACCCUACCACAAAUUUAUGGCCUUCAAGUCCUUUGCCGAGCUGCAGCAUCGGCCCCAGCUGGUCGAUCUGACCGUGGAGGAAGGCCAGAGGCUGAAAGUCAUCUACGGCUCCAGCGUGGGCUUCCAUGUCGUCGACGUGGACUCGGGCAACCCCUACGACAUCUACAUCCCGUCGCACUGCGCCAACGACACCAAGAUCCAGAGCCAGGUGACGCCGCACGCCAUUGUGGUGCUGCCCAAAACGGACGGCAUGGAGAUGCUGCUGUGCUACGAGGACGAGGGCGUCUACGUCAACACCUACGGACGCAUCACCAAGGAUGUGGUGCUGCAGUGGGGAGAGAUGCCCACCUCAGUUGCCUACAUCCACUCCAAUCAAAUCAUGGGCUGGGGAGAGAAAGCCAUCGAGAUCCGCUCCGUGGAGACGGGUCACCUGGACGGCGUCUUCAUGCACAAGAGGGCUCAGAGGCUCAAGUUCCUGUGUGAGCGCAACGACAAGGUCUUCUUUGCGUCGGUGCGAUCAGGAGGCAGCAGCCAAGUCUUCUUCAUGACCCUGAACCGGAGCUCCAUGAUGAACUGGUGAUGGCUCCGCCCCCCUGUCGUCCUCUCGCCACCCUGGGCGGCGAAUCACGUGAAGCUUGAAAAAGGGGAAGGGGGGCGGGGUUUAUGAACGUUUGACACAAAACGCUCAUUUGGGGUCCGCCUUCUUCCCCCUUUUUCACCCUUCUUGACAUUCUUCCUCCUUCGCCGCUCCUCUUCCUCCUCCCGAGCGGCGUAUGCAACCACACAACUUUUUAAGAAGAUGUCGCCCUUCUCCUCUUUCCUCCCUCAAGAACUCUAAAGGUGCUGCGUUUAUCUUCUUGUCGCCCCGCCCCUAUGGCCAACUACUGUACAGCACCUGUCCGAGGGUCCUCCGGCGUCCUCGUACGUCCCAUCAAGACACGCACAAAAUAUUUCCAGCACGCAUGGCGUCUUUUACGUUUUUUGACAUCCAUCCCAACGCUUGUUAUUUUGCGUUCAGUUGUUGUGUUUUUAAUUGUCCGGGCCAGGGGUGUCCAAAGUGUGGCCCGGGGGCCAUUAACCUACCCAGUGGUCCAGUGUCCGGCCUGAGACUAUAAAAAUUGGUACCCAUUACCCUCCCUGCUUGGAAUUGGGGGUUAAAUCACCAAAAACGAUUAGCGGGCGCGGCCCUUGUUGCUGCUCACUGCUCCCCUCACCUCCCAGGGGGUGAACAAGGGUGGUGGGUCAAAUGCAGAGAAUAAUUUCGCCACAUCUAGUAUGUGUCGGUGUGUGACAAGUAUUGGUACUUUUUAAAAACAUCCAUCCAUUCAUUUUUCCUACCGCUUGUCCCUUUUAGGGUGUAGCUGGAGCCUAUCUCAAAAAACAUGAUUCUAAAAAUAUUUAUAAAAAAAGUGGAAUGUGGAAGUCGCCUCUCAGCACAAGAGCCCAGCGUGCAGGUUCAACAAAGUCUGUAAUGAGUAUAUUUUCUUUCCGACGACAGUUUUCUCACUUAGAUCGUGACUUUUCAGCCAACCUCCUCAUCCUCCUUCCUCCUCCUGCUGCCGGCCGCUUACUGUUAAAGACAGCAGGUGAUUAGAUCACCUGUGAAAUCUAAUCCCCUGCCAGCUGUGUCUCGCCGUCAGCACACGCCCGAUGGUGCCCCAAAAAAUAAUAAUGAAUCAUAAUCGAUUGACCUAAUCAGUGUUCCAAUUUCUUCACACCAAAUAUUCCGCUUUGAUUUUAAAUUUUUGGCAUAAAAAUGUUUUUUCUUAAACAAGACAUACAACUUCCAUCCAUCCAUCCAUCAUCUUCCGCUUAUCCGAGGUCGGGUCGCGGGGGUAGCAGCCUAAGCAGGGAAGCCCAGACUUCCCUCUCCCCAGCCACUUCGUCUAGCUCUUCCCGGGGGAUCCCAAGGUGUUCCCAGGCCAGCCGGGAGACAUAGUCUUCCCAACGUGUCCUGGGUCUUCCCCGUGGCCUCCUACCAGCUGGGCGUGCCCUAAACACCUCCCUAGGGAGGCGUUCAGGUGGCAUCCUGACCAGAUGCCCGAACCACUUCAUCUGGCUCCUCUCGAUGUGGAGGAGCAGCGGCUUUACUUUGAGUUCCUCCCGGAUGACAGAGCUUCUCACCCUAUCUCGAAGGGAGAGACCCGCCACACGGCGGAGGAAACUCAUUUGGGCCGCUUGUACCCGUGAUCUUAUCCUUUGGGUCAUGACCCAAAGCUCAUGACCAUAGGUGAGGAUGGGAACGUAGAUCGACCGGUAAAUUGAGAGCUUUGCCUUCCGGCUCAGCUCCUUCUUCACCACAACGGAUCGAUACAACGUCCGCAUUACUGAAGACGCCGCACCGAUCCGCCUGUCGAUCUCACGAUCCACUCUUCCCCCACUCGUGAACAAGACUCCUAGGUACUUGAACUCCUCCACUUGGGGCAGGGUCUCCUCCCCAACCCGGAGAUAGCACUCCACCCUUUUCCGGGCGAGAACCAUGGACUCGGACUUGGAGGUGCUGAUUCUCAUUCCGGUCGCUUCACACUCGGCUGCGAACCGAUCCAGUGAGAGCUGAAGACAUACAACUUUUUUCGUUUAAUUUAACUUCAUAUCGACGGAUAGAUCUGAAGUUGAUCUAGAGAUUUAAGCGUUGAAAGUAAAAAAAAACAAAAUUUGCUUUUAAAACCAUUUGAGAAGAGUCAUAAGGGUUUUAAAAAAAAUCUCUACAUUGUAUUUGUUUUAAAAGAGAAAACAUAUCAAAAUGGCCCCCGGGUCCUUUAAUUUUCCCGUGUGCCGCCCUCAGGGGGUAAAGUUUUGGACAGUCCUGGUCUGAGCAGUUCCCUGGGAAUCUAUUUUGGGGUUUUUAAAAGAACUACUUAAAAUAUUUCUUUCUCCACAUGCUUGGUAGAAUUUUCACCGUGAACAUAAAGAUGCGAGCAUCGCUCUCAUUACAACAUAUUUUCAGCUCACCAUGUAGUACCAUUAUUUGGUCACAAGAUGGCAGCAGACGACUGCAACUUUGUUCAAUUGUGACCCAAUCAUCUCUGUGUCCACAUCUUUGUUAACAAUUUCAACAUUUUAAGAUGCGCUUGUUUGUCUCACAAAGUUUCGUGGAAAUGUAUUUUGCGUAAUCAUUGCUAACUUCCUUUUCGAAAACACGCCAACAAGCUCGCUUUUGGCAGACAUUUUUGUUGUUCCGUGUUUUUGUUUAGUUCCCCCUUGUUUGCUUUCCAAUCGAAUGUGAACGUUUUUGUUUUUUUCUCUUAGAAUGCCUUUGCAGCGACUGCCUGAACGCUAACAAUGCAGUUACACACUUUGGUCACCGGAUGGCGUCAAGUUCAACAAACAUUUCCACUUUCUACAAACCCCGUUUCCUUUUGAGUUGGGAAAUUGUGUUAGAUGUAAAUAUAAACAGAAUACAAUGAUUUGCAAAUCCUUUUCAAGCCAUAUUCAGUUGAAUAUGCUACAAAGACAACAUAUUUCAUGUUCAAACUCAUAAACUUUAUUUUUUUUUGCAAGUGAUAAUUAACUUAGAAUUUCAUGGCUGCAACACGUGCCAAAGUAGUUGGGAAAGGGCAUGUUCACCACUCUGUUACAUCAUCCAUCCAUCGAUCCAUCCAUUUACUACCGCUUAUUCCCUUUGGAGUCGCGGGGGGCGCUGGUGCCUAUAUCAGCUACAAUCGGGCAGAAGGCAGGGUACACCCUGGACAAGUUGUGUUACAUCACUUUUUCUUUUAACAACACUCAAUAAACGUUUAGGAACUGAGGAAACUAAUUGUUGAAGCUUUGAAAGUGGAAUUCUUUCCCAUUCUUGUUUUAUGUAGAGCUUCAGUCCUUCAACAGUCCGGGGUCUCCGCUGUCCUAUUUUACGCUUCAUAAUGCACCACACAUUUUCCAUGGGAGGCAGGUCUGGACUGCAGGUGGGCCAGGAAAGUACCCGCACUCUUUUUUUUACGAAGCCACGCUUUUGUAACACGUCUUGUCUUGCUGAAAUAAGCAGGGGCGUCCAUGAUAACGUUGCUUGAUUGACAACAUAUGUUGCUCCAAAAGCUGUAUGUACCUUUCAGCAUUAAUGGUGCCUUCACAGAUGUGUAAGUUACCCAUGAGCUGGGCACUAAUACACCCCCAUACCAUCACACAUGCUGGCUUUUACACUUUGCGUCUAAAACAAUCCGGAUGGUUAUUUUCCUCUUUGUCCUGGAGGACACCAUAUCCUCUGUUUCCAAAUAUAAUUUGAAAUAUAGUUCGUCAGACCACAGAACACUUUUCCACUUUGCAUCAGUCCGUCUUAGAUGAGCUUGGGCCCAGCCAAGCCGGUGGCGUUUGUGGAUGUUGUUGAUAAAUGGGUUUGGCUUUGCAUAGUAGAGUUUUAACUUGCACUUACAGAUGUAGCGACCAACUGUAGUUACUGACAGUGGUUUUAUGAAGUGUUCCUGAACCCAUGUGGUGAUAUCCCUUACACACUGAUGUUGGUUUUUGAUGCAGUACUGCCUGAGGGAUCAAAGGUUUGUAGUAUCAUCGCUUACGUGCAGUGAUUUCUCGCUAUUCUCUGAACAUUUUUGAUGAUUUUACGGACCGUAGAUGGUAAAAUCUCUAAAUUCCUUGCAAUAGCUCGUUGAGAAAUGUUCUAAAACUGUUUGAAAUUUUGCUUACAAAGUGGUGACCCUCACCCCAUCCUUGUUUGUGAAUUACUGAGCAUUUCAUGGAAGCUGUUUUUAUAGCCAAUCAUGGCACCCACCUGUUCCCAAUUAGCCUGCACACCUGUGGGAUGUUCCAAAUAAGUGUUUGAUGAGCAUUCCUCAACUUUAUCAGUAUUUAUUGCCACCUUUCCCAACUUCUUUGUCACGUGUUGCUGGCAUCAAAUUCUAAAGUUAAUGAUUAGUUGCAAACAAAAAAAUGUUUAUGAGUUUGAACAUGAAAUAUGUUGUCUUUGUAGCAUAUUCAACUGAAUAUGGCUUGAAAAGGAUUUGCAAAUCAUUGUAUUCUGUUUAUAUUUACAUCUAACAUAGAAACAGGGUUUGUACAUUUUAGGACAUUUUUUUCUGAGUGCGUCGAAAAAAAAAAGUUUUGUGAUUUAAAAAACAAAACAAGAACAUAAUAUUGCUAACUCCCUAUAACUAGCUAGCUUUUGCCAGUGGGAUACAUCGUCUUUGUGAAUUGUUUUUUUUUUUUUUAGGUCGAUUUUUGUUAGCUUCAUCUCGAAUGUGACCUCCUUUUUCGUUCUUUUUUUUUUCUUCAUUUUUACAGGAUGCUAACAAACUUCCUUUUUUUUCACAAAUUUUUUAUUCAUACUAAGGAUUAGCUAAUAAAACCUCACAAUGUUGUCACGUACUGUACUAAACUAAUGUGGAAGGAGGCAAGGGGUGUUCUGUUAGCAGGCUAACGUUUUAGCAAUAAAGAGCCUAGCGGUCUUCCAUGGUAGCGUUUGUGUGUGUGUGUGUGUGUGUGUGUGUGUGUGUGUGUGUGUGUGUGUGUGUGUGUGUGUGUGUGAGUGUGAGUGUGUGUGUGUGUGUGUGUGUGUGUGUGUGUGUGUGUGUGUGUGUCCUGGCAAUGCUGAUUUAAUGGGGACAUCCCUCUGUUUACAAAGUCACCUUUAGUGAAGUGAAGUGAAUUAUAUUUAUAUAGCGCUUUUCUCUAGUGACUCAAAGCGCUUUACAUAGUGAAACCCAAUAUCUAAGUUACAUUUAAAGCAGUGUGGGUGGCACUGGGAGCAGGUGGGUAAAGUGUCUUGCCCAAGGACACAACGGCAGUGACUAGGAUGGGGGAAGCGGGAAUCGAACCUGCAACCCUCAAGUUGCUGGCACAGCCACUCUACCAACCGAGCUAUGCCGCCCCUUUAGGGGACCUCUGACAGUAUGGGGACAAAAAAAGAGGUCCCCUAAAGGGAAACUUUUUCAAAUGAUAGUCAGAUCCAUUCUGAAGUUGCGCAAGUGAUUUUUAAACUUUGGCCCAUAAAACAUGUUUACUGGCUAGAAAAUAAAUGUUCUUAAAAAGUGAGACAUCUGUUAUUAAUAGUACUGGGUUUUUGUAUGGUGUCCAUCUUUAGUUAAAACUAAUUGAUUUUUCCAAAAACAAAAUCUGGCUUAGUGUUCUUUAGGAUGACAUUUUAAUCCAACAUCAUUAUUAUCUUAAAAAAUUAUUCACAUUCAGAAUGUCCCAUCCUUCUAUAUCUGGUAGUUGGCGUUGCAGACAACCUCAUUACUGCUAAAUAGCAGUUUUCAAUAAUUUCACAGAAGAUGCAGGAUUUGCUCUAACACUUAAGUGGAGAAACUUCCUAUAAGAGGACAGCUGUAGUGCUGGAGUCUGAGGAUCAUGUCAUAUUUCAUUUCAACUUUUUCAUCAAUAGUCCUCAGUAAUCACGAACAAAUUUGUGUGAAUUAUGCAAAAUGAUUUAAAUUUGGUCCCCUUAAACCAUAUUAACUCUUUUCCCCCAGGGUCCCCAGUAAGUAUGAUCAGCACAUUACUUCAUCAAUCCAGAGAUUUAAAGACGUGGAUGAGCUAACUGGGCUGUGGACAUUUUAUUUAAUUUAGUUUAUGCUUCCACAACCUGUAGAAAGGCUGGUCCCCACAAGUCACGAACAACCAAUGUGUUUGUGUGUGUGUGUGUGUGUGUGUGUGUGUGUGUGUGUGUGUUCUGGCAAUGCUGACUUAAUGGGGACAUCACUCUGUUUACAAAGUCACCUUUAGGGGACCUCUGACGGUAUGGGGACAAAAAAAGAGGUCCCCUAAAGGCAAACUUUUUCAAAUGAUAGUCAGAUCCAUUCUGAAGUUGCGUAAGUGAUAUUUAAACUUUGGCCCAUAAAACAUGUUUACUGGCUAGAAAAUAAAUGUUCUUAAAAAGUGAGACAUCUGUUAUUAAUAGUACUGGGAUUCUGUAUGGUGUCCAUCUUUAGUUAAAACUAAUAUAUUUUUCCAAAAACAAAAUCUGGUUUAGUGUUCUUUAGGAUGACAUUUUAAUCCAACAUCAUUAUUAUCUUAAAGUAUGAUUCACAUUCAGAAUGUCCCAUCCUUCUAUAUCUGGUAGUCGGAGUUGCAGACAACCUCAUUACUGCUAAAUAGCCGUUUUCAAUAAUUUCACAGAAGAUGCAGGAUUUGCUCUAACACUUAAUUGGAGAAACGUCCUAUAAGAGGACAGCUGUAGUGUUGGAUUCUGAGGAUCAUGUCAUAUUUCAUUUCAACUUUUUUUUAUCAAUAGUCCUCAGUAGUCACGAACAAAUUUGUGUGAAUUAUGCAAAACGAUUUAAAUGUGGUCCCCUUGAACCAGGGGUAGGGAACCUAUGGCUCGCGAGCCAGAUGUGGCUCUUUUGGUGACUGCAUCCGGCUCUCAGAUAAAUCUGGGCUGACAUUGCUUGAAUAAUUCCACUUCUAAUCACAGCGUUAAAAAUAAUGUUGAACAUAUAAAACAUUUUCGUGCAUUUUUAAUCCAUCCAUCCGUUUACUACCACACCUGUUCAAGAAGUUGCGUUAAUGGUAAGAAGUUAUUUAUUUAUUAUUGGUUAGUGUGGGGCUUGUCCUCCUGGGGGUUCUUCAGACCACCAAGCACCGGCAUGAGAGCCUGUCUCGGGGUUGCAAUAUUGUUUUAUUUUUCAAUAAGUCUCUCAGUUGCUUUCCAGCAAUUGUCUUUUUCUCUUUCGUUCUCGCUCGCACUCCAGGCAAGCCUGUCUCUCCUUCUGGCUGCUGUUCAUGACAUAGCGACAGGUGAUUGGAUAACAAGGCCCAGGUGGGCCGUAAACGCACCUGUCGCUGAUUUCGAGGGUGGUCCCGGCACACCCCGCUUCACUGCAGGCCCGCAGGCCACGCCCCCUCCACAGUUAGCUUCAGAAUAACAAUAUUCUUUAAGAAUAAGAGACCAAUAUACUCUAGAAAUGUUGGUCUUACUUAAAAAUGCACGCAUUUAGUUGUGUUCAGUGUUAAAAAAUAAUAUUAUAUGGCUCUCACGGAAAUACAUUUUAAACUAUUUGGCUUCUUGGCUCUCUCAGCCUGCCUUAAACCAUAUUAACUCUUUUCCCCCAGGGUCCCCAGUAAUUAUGAUCAGCACAUUACUUCAUCAAUCCAGAGAUUUAAAGACGUGGAUGAGCUAACUGGGCUGUGGACAUUUUAUUUAAUUUAGUUUAUGCUUCCACAACCUGUAGAAAGGCUGGUCCCCACAAGUCACGAACAACCAAUGUGUUUGUGUGUGUGUGUGUGUGUGUGUGUGUGUGUUCUGGCAAUGCUGACUUAAUGGGGACAUCACUCUGUUUACAAAGUCACCUUUAGGGGACCUCUGACGGUAUGGGGACAAAAAAAGAGGUCCCCUAAAGGCAAACUUUUUCAAAUGAUAGUCAGAUCCAUUCUGAAGUUGCGUAAGUGAUUUUUAAACUUUGGCCCAUAAAACAUGUUUACUGGCUAGAAAAUAAAUGUUCUUAAAAAGUGAGACAUCUGUUAUUAAUAGUACUGGGAUUCUGUAUGGUGUCCAUCUUUAGUUAAAACUAAUAUAUUUUUCCAAAAACAAAAUCUGGUUUAGUGUUCUUUAGGAUGACAUUUUAAUCCAACAUCAUUAUUAUCUUAAAGUAUGAUUCACAUUCAGAAUGUCCCAUCCUUCUAUAUCUGGUAGUCGGAGUUGCAGACAACCUCAUUACUGCUAAAUAGCCGUUUUCAAUAAUUUCACAGAAGAUGCAGGAUUUGCUCUAACACUUAAUUGGAGAAACGUCCUAUAAGAGGACACCUGUAGUGCUGGAGUCUGAGGAUCAUUUCAUAUUUCAUUUCAACUUUUUCAUCAACAGUCCUCAGUAGUCACGAACAAAUUUGUGUGAAUUAUGCAAAAUGAUUUAAAUUUGGUCCCCUUAAACCAGGGGUAGGGAACCUAUGGCUCUAGAGCCAGAUGUGGCUCUUUUGAUGACUGCAUCUGGCUCUCAGGUAAAUCUGGGCUGACAUUGCUUGAAUAAUUCCACUUCUAAUCACAGCGUUAAAAAUAAUGUUGAAAAUAUAAAACAUUUUCGUGCAUUUUUAAUCCAUCCAUCCGUUUACUACGGCACCUGUUCAAGAAGUUGCAUUAAUGGUAAGAAGUUAUUUAUUUAUUAUUGGUUAGUGUGGGGCUUACCCUCCUGGGGGUUCUUCAGACCACCAAGCACCGACAUGAGAGCCUGUUUCGGGGUUACAAUAUUGUUUUAUUUUUCAAUAAGUCUCUCAGUUGCUUUCCAGCAAUUGUCUUUUCCUCUUUCGUUCUCGCUUGCACUCCAGGCAAGCCUGUCUCUCCUUCUGGCUGCUGUUCAUGACAUAGCGACAGGUGAUUGGAUAACAAGGCCCAGGUGGGCCGUAAACGCACCUGUCGCUGAUUUCGAGGGUGGUCCCGGCACACCCCGCUUCACUGCAGGCCCGCAGGCCACGCCCCCUCCACAUUUAGCUUCAGAAUAACAAUAUUCUUUAAGAAUAAGAGACCAAUGUACUCUAGAAAUGUUGGUCUUACUUAAAAAUGCAAGCGUUUAGUUGUGUUCAGUGUUAAAAAAUGAUAUUAUAUGGCUCUCACGGAAAUACAUUUUAAACUAUUUGGCUUCUUGGCUCUCUCAGCCUGCCUUAAACCAUUUUAACUCUUUUCCCCCAGGGUCCCCAGUAAAUAUGAUCAGCACAUUACUUCAUCAAUCCAGAGAUUUAAAGACGUGGAUGAGCUAACUGGGCUGUGGACAUUUUACUUAAUUUAGUUUAUGCUUCCACAACCUGUAGAAAGGCUGGUCCCCACAAGUCACGAACAACCAGUGUGUGUGUGUGUGUGUGUGUGUGUGUGUGUGUGGGUGUGUUUGUGUGUGUGUGUGUGUGGGUGUGUUCUGGCAAUGCUGACUUAAUGGGGACAUCACUCUGUUUACAAAGUCACCUUUAGGGGACCUCUGACGGUAUGGGGACAAAAAAGGAGGUCCCCUAAAGGCAAACUUUUUCAAAUGAUAGUCAGAUCCAUUCUGAAGAUGCGUAAGUGACUUUUUAAACUUUGGCCCAUAAAACAUGUUUACUGGCUAGAAAAUAAAUGUUCUUAAAAAGUGAGACAUCUGUUAUUAAUAGUACUGGGAUUCUGUAUGGUGUCCAUCCUUAGUUAAAACUAAUUGAUUUUUCUAAAAACAAAAUCUGGCUUAGUGUUCUUUAUGAUGACAUUUUAAUCCAACAUCAUUAUUAUCUUAAAAAAUUAUUCACAUUCAGAAUGUCCCAUCCUUCUAUAUCUGGUAGUUGGAGUUGCAGACAACCUCAUUACUGCUAAUUAGCAGUUUUUAAUAAUUUCACAGAAGAUGCAGGAUUUGCUCUGACACUUAAUUGGAGAAACGUCCUAUAAGAGGACAGCUGUAGUGCUGGAUUCUGAGGAUCAUGUCCUAUUUCAUUUCAACUUUUUCAUCAAUAGUCCUCAGUAAUCACGAACAAAUUUGUGUGAAUUAUGCAAAAUGAUUUAAAUUUGGUCCCCUUAAACCAUAUUAACUCUUUUCCCCAGGGUCCCCAGUAAGUAUGAUCCGCACAUUACUUCAUCAAUCCAGAGAUUUAAAGACUUGUAUGAGCUAACUGGGCUGUGGACAUUUUAUUUAAUUUAGUUUAUGCUUCCACAACCUGUAGAAAGGCUGGUCCCCACAAGUCACGAACAACCAGUGUGUGUGUGUGUGUGUGUGUGUGUGUGUGUGUGUGUGUGUGUGUGUGUGUGUGUGUGUGUGUGUGUGGGUGUGUUUGUGUGUGUGUGUGUGUGCGUGUGUGUGUGUGUGUGUGUUCUGGCAAUGCUGACUUAAUGGGGACAUCACUCUGUUUACAAAGUCACCUUUAGGGGACCUCUGACGGUAUGGGGACAAAAAAGGAGGUCCCCUAAAGGGAAACUUUUUCAAAUGAUAGUCAGAUCCAUUCUGAAGUUGCGUAAGUGAUUUUUAAACUUUGGUUCAUAAAACAUGUUUACUGGCUAGAAAAUAAAUGUUCUUAAAAAGUGAGACAUCUGUUAUUAAUAGUACUGGGAUUCUGUAUGGUGUCAAUCUUUAGUUAAAACUAAUUGAUUUUCCAAAAACAAAAUCUGGCUUAGUGUUCUUUAGGAUGACAUUUUAAUCCAACAUCAUUAUUAUCUCAAAGUAUGAUUCACAUUCAGAAUGUCCCAUCCUUCUAUAUCUGGUAGUUGGAGUUGCAGACAACCUCAUUACUGCUAAAUAGCAGUUUUCAAUAAUUUCACAGAAGAUGCAGGAUUUGUUUUAACACUUAAGUGGAGAAACGUCCUAUAAGAGGACACCUGUAGUGCUGGAGUCUGAGGACCAGGUCAUAUUUCAUUUCAACUUUUUUCAUCAAUAGUCCUCAGUAAUCACGAACAAAUUUGUGUGAAUUAUGUAAAAUGAUUAAAUGUGGUCCCCUUGAACCAGGGGUAGGGAACCUAUGGCUCUAGAGCCAGAUGUGGCUCUUUUGAUGACUGCAUCUGGCUCUCAGGUAAAUCUGAGCUGACGUUGCUUGAAUAAUUCCACUUCUAAUCACAGCGUUAUAAAUAAUGUUGAAAAUAUAAAACAUUUUCGUGCACUUUUAAUCCAUCCAUCCGUUUACUAGGGCACCUGUUCAAGAAGUUGCGUUAAUGGUAAGAAGUUAUUUAUUUAUUAUUGGUUAGUGUGGGGCUUGUCCUCCUGGGGGUUCUUCAGACCACCAAGCACCGACAUGAGAGCCUGUUUCGGGGUUACAAUAUUGUUUUAUUUUUCAAUAAGUCUCUCAGUUGCUUUCCAGCAAUUGUCUUUUCCUCUUUCGUUCUCGCUCGCACUCCAGGCAAGCCUGUCCCUCCUUCUGGCUGCUGUUCAUGACAUAGCGACAGGUGAUUGGAUAACAAGGCCCAGGUGGGCCGUAAACGCACCUGUCACUGAUUUCGAGGGUGGUCCCGGCACACCCCGCUUCACUGCAGGCCCGCAGGCCACGCCCCCUCCACAGUUAGCUUCAGAAUAACAAUAUUCUUUAAGAAUAAGAGACCAAUAUACUCUAGAAAUGUUGGUCUUACUUAAAAAUGCAAGCGCUUAGUUGUGUUCAGUGUUAAAAACAAAUAUUAUAUGGCUCUCACGGAAAUACAUUUUAAACUAUUUGGCUUCUUGGCUCUCUCAGCCUGCCUUAAACCAUAUUAACUCUUUUCCCCCAGGGUCCCCAGUAAUUAUGAUCCGCACAUUUCUUCAUCAAUCCAGAGAUUUAAAGACGUGGAAGAGCUAACUGGGCAGUGGACAUUUUACUUAAUUUUGUUUAUGCUUCCACAACCUGUAGAAAGGCUGGUCCCCACAAGUCCUGAACAAAAACUUGGUGUGUGUGUGUGUGUGUGUGUGUGUGUGUGUGUGUGUGUGUGUGUGUGUGUGUGUGUGUGUGUGUGUGUGUGUGUGUGUGCGUGUGUGUGUGCGUGCGUGCGUGCGAUUAAUGCGAGUGUGCGGCAUUAAAACUGUGUUUAUCCAUCACGGUCAUUACACUGAGGACUGUCUAAGACAAAUAAAACCACUGUAAUCCUUUUUUUUUUUUUUAUUGUUUAACUCUUCUUCCUGCUUUAUUUUGAAAGAGCGCUCCUAAUCAUCCUGUUCGGGGAUUUGUUUUGUUUUGUAAUAGAGACACAGAGAAAUAAAUGAAAACCAGAA
Molecule: messenger RNA, 16181 nt
Organism: Nerophis ophidion (straightnose pipefish)
Lineage: Eukaryota; Metazoa; Chordata; Actinopteri; Syngnathiformes; Syngnathidae
Gene: tnika
Product: TRAF2 and NCK interacting kinase a
Exons: 34
Coding region: 251-4210 (1319 amino acids)
Biological process (GO): protein phosphorylation
Molecular function (GO): protein kinase activity; ATP binding
Source: RefSeq, a predicted model, not a curated record